AUGAAAAGCAUUUUCAGGAUUAGAGGGUGUGCAUCGCAUGCUGCUCAAUGUUGCCAAAAAAGAACUGUAGUGACUAGCGGCACGAGCAGUACUGCGACAGCCGGUGCGGUAAAGAAAAGCUUCAACAGUGCAGAAACUAAGCCUGUAUUUGCAACAAAAUCGGAAGUCGGCAAUGGGAACAAUAUGAAGGAAUAUACAAGCGGCAUUAACUCUAAGCUCGGUGGCACGCCUUUGGAAACCCGCAGUACCUCCGAUGAUUCUUUGAACAAUAGUUAUAAACCAACCAGGGGAGACAUCGACUGGUAUACUUCAUGGUAUGGCUUGGGUAUGAAGCCCUUUGAAGCAAAAGUGCAAAAAGAAUUGGUGGAGCCUCUGGACCCUAAGGACAUAGAGAUCAAGCCAGACGGAUUGAUAUACUUGCCCGAAAUUAAAUACCGUAGAAUACUGAACAAAGCUUUUGGGGCGGGUGGCUGGGGACUGGUUCCAAGGUCACAAACUAUAGUGACAUCCAAGCUGGUGACUAGGGAGUACGGUCUUAUUUGCCAUGGCCAAUUGAUCAGUGUAGCAAGAGGCGAACAAGACUAUUUCAACGAAUCUGGGAUACCAACUGCUACAGAAGGUUGCAAAAGUAAUGCGUUAAUGAGGUGUUGCAAAGAUCUCGGUGUUGGGUCUGAAUUAUGGGACCCUGUUUUCAUAAAAAAAUUCAAAGUCGAUCAUUGUACUGAGAAAUUUGUGGAGCAUGUUACCACCAAGAGAAAGAAGAAAAUUUGGUUAAGAAAAGACAGACAAGUUGAAUAUCCUUAUAAAUAG
Molecule: messenger RNA, 810 nt
Organism: Saccharomyces paradoxus
Lineage: Eukaryota; Fungi; Ascomycota; Saccharomycetes; Saccharomycetales; Saccharomycetaceae
Gene: MGM101
Product: Mgm101p
Exons: 1
Coding region: 1-810 (269 amino acids)
Biological process (GO): interstrand cross-link repair; recombinational repair
Cellular component (GO): mitochondrial chromosome; mitochondrial nucleoid
Molecular function (GO): single-stranded DNA binding
Source: RefSeq, a predicted model, not a curated record